CUUCCGCUGCCUGUUCCCCAACUUUUUGCUUUUGGCGGCCGCGUGUCUGCUCAUGCUGGUCAUCUUGAUCAAGUUUCUGGCAUCGCUGCAGCUGUCCUCGCGCCGCAAGCCGCAGAAGCACGACAAGUUUGUUAUCUGUCAAGUGCCCUGCUACACUGAGGGCGAGUCGUCCCUGCGCCUAACUAUAGACUCGUUGGCGACGCUCGGAUACGACGACAAGCACCGCCUGCUAUUUAUUAUUUGCGACGGCAACAUUGUUGGUCUGGAAACGAUCGCCCAACGCCACGCAUUGUGCUAGACAUCCUGGGCGUCGACCCCAAGCUCGACCCGCCCCCACGCUCUUUCCGCUCUAUCGGUGAGGGCGGACAGCAGCACAAUAUGGCCAAGGUGUACUCGGGCUUGUAUGAGUACGAGGGCCAUGUUGUGCCAUACCUCGUUGUGGCCAAGAUCGGCAAGCCAACCGAAAAGUCGCGCCCUGGAAAUCGUGAUGCUGCUGUGCACUUCCUCAACCGCGUGCACUUUGAGGCGCCGAUGUCGCCACUGGACCUUGAAAUCUACCACCAGAUGAAGAACGUCAUUGGAGUGCAUCCAUCGCUCUAUGAGUACCUGCUCAUGGUCGACGCUGACACAGAGGUGAUGCCCGACUCGCUGACACGCCUGGUUGCCUGCAUGGUUCACGACGCCAAGGUGAUUGGCAUUUGUGGCGAGACCCAGCUGACAAACGAGGACUUUUCGUGGACGACAAUGAUCCAGGUGUACGAGUACUUUAUCUCCCACCACAUGGCCAAGGCAUUUGAGUCGCUGUUUGGGUCCAACGUCGUCAACGACUACUCCGAAAACCACGUCGACACCCUGCACAAGAAGAAUCUUUUGUCGCUCGGCGAGGACCGCUACUUGACCACGCUGAUGAUGAAGUACUUUUCGCAGUACAAGAUGACAUUUACAGCCGACGCCAAAUGCCGCACUACGGCGCCAGACACAUGGUCAGUGCUGCUGUCGCAGCGCCGCCGCUGGAUUAACUCGACAGUGCACAACCUGGUGGAGUUGGUAUUCCUGCCCGAGAUGUGCGGGUUUUGCUGCUUCUCAAUGCGCUUUGUUAUUGCCGACAUCGGAUACAUCUCGCUGAUCCUCAUUGGCGCUAUCUACGGUCUACAGGCGGUUAUUUUUGUGAUCAAGCGACAGUGGCAGCAUGUCGGAUGGAUGAUCAUCUAUUUGCUUGCGUACCCGCUGUGGUCGUUCUUCAUUCCGAUCUACGCGUUCUGGCACAUGGACGACUUCUCGUGGGGUAACACGCGCAUUGUCGUUGGCGAGGACGGCAAGCGGCAGAUAUUUGUCAAAGAUGAAGAGCCGUUUGAUCCUGAUGAGAUCCCCAUGCGCACCUGGGGCGAGUAUGAGGGCGAGAUAUUCAAGCGCCAGCAGCAGAUCCAGGAGAUGGAGGCGGUUGCACAGGCUAUUGACGAGUUUGGCAAUGCCGGAGUGCGCCCAGUCAGCCGCUUCACCCAAAUCCCGGGCCUCGACGGGACAGCAUCCCAGCAGCCGCAGCAGCGCAUGUCAAUGUACUCGACUGGUAUGCCGGAUUCACUGGCAUUCGGCAUGCAGCAGCAGCAGCCGUAUAGCCCGGCUGCAUACAGCCUCUAUUUCGGCAGCAUGGCCAACGGGCUCGCGCCACCACCUCAACCGCCGCAGCCGGUAGCCACGUCGAUAUACAACCUGAUGCAGGUUCCAGCUGUCAGCCAGAUGCCCGCGGACGAGUCUAUCGCUGCAGCCAUAUCGGGCAUCCUCGACUCGUCGGACCUGGCAAGCGUGUCAAUGAAGGAGGUGCGCGACGAGCUGUCGCGCAUAUUUGGCAUAGACAUGUCGGUGCGCCUGCAGGCGAUGAUUCAGCGCCGGUCCUAA
This is a messenger RNA of Kickxella alabastrina, 1896 nucleotides long. RefSeq names its product chitin synthase-domain-containing protein. The transcript has 5 exons. NCBI's taxonomy places the organism in Eukaryota, Fungi, Kickxellomycota, Kickxellomycetes, Kickxellales, Kickxellaceae. Gene Ontology annotation, cellular component: cell septum; cell periphery. Gene Ontology annotation, molecular function: chitin synthase activity. The coding region runs from base 379 to 1896 and encodes 505 amino acids. The record is from RefSeq and is a predicted model, not a curated record.